Messenger RNA from Lates calcarifer (barramundi perch), 5872 nucleotides. RefSeq names its product ephrin type-A receptor 6. The transcript has 17 exons. The record is from RefSeq and is a predicted model, not a curated record. Gene Ontology annotation, molecular function: transmembrane-ephrin receptor activity; ATP binding; protein binding. Bases 644 to 3622 code for a protein of 992 amino acids. Gene Ontology annotation, biological process: axon guidance; protein phosphorylation; cell surface receptor protein tyrosine kinase signaling pathway. Lineage: Eukaryota; Metazoa; Chordata; Actinopteri; Centropomidae. Gene Ontology annotation, cellular component: neuron projection; plasma membrane.
ACACACACACACACACACACACACACACACGCCAUUGCCUUGUCAGCUAACCCCCUCUAGUGCCGAGCAUCCUGCACAGAUGCGCACAGUCUCCCGUUGUAGCCGCCGCUUCAGCUGCUCCUCCGCUGCAUCCCAGUCAUUCCUCCAUUCACCGUCCGCAUCUCGCCGCUGCAGCGGACCGGGGCUGGAGGCAGGGAGCUGGGCAGUCCGCGGCACGUUCCCGCGCUAACAACAGGAUAUCUGAAGUCUGUCACGACUCUGUGCGCCAGGGAGACGCACUAGACUGAUAAGGGUAUUUUAGAGUAUCUUUGAAACAAUGUAAUAACGGUGACUGAAGUCCGUGGGAUAUUUUCAAAGUUGUUAGGAGCCAAGUGUUCCUUCUCUUGUAUACACAUUUGGUAUUACUUUAGAUAUUUACGCGACUUUUAUCCAAAUUGAGCGUCGUCUCCGCCGCUGCCACGAGGUAAAGGAUGGAUCCCCUGUUUCGUCACCCGGCAGUUCUCUUCAACCGGGAACAAAUGUAAGGACCAGGAUCAGUGGAUCGGUGCUUUUUUUGGAGGAUCGAGCCGCGUUACUCUCUGACCACGUUACCUCUCGCCCAGAAGUACCUCAGAUAAAGCCGGUGAUAGAUGUUGCAGCAGACAUGAGUUUUGGGAAGAGAUUUUUCCUCGUUUCACUGUGUCUUGGAAUUGUCCUCACUCGCUUCAGCCAGUGCAACCAAGUUGUGCUGCUGGAUACGACAUCUGUGCUUGGAGAGCUUGGAUGGAAGACAUAUCCUAUAAAUGGGUGGGAUGCCAUCACAGAAAUGGACGAGCACAACAGGCCCAUCCAUACUUUCCAAGUUUGCAAUGUGAUGGAACCCAACCAGAACAACUGGCUUCGUUCCAACUGGAUCUCUCGACAGGCGGCUCAAAAGAUCUACGUGGAGCUUCGCUUCACCCUGCGUGACUGUAACUCCAUCCCUUGGGUGUCUGGCACCUGCAAGGAAACCUUCAACCUCUUCUACCACGAGACCGAUGAGGCUCAUGGUGUCAAAUUCAAGCCUACUCAGUACACUAAGAUCGACACCAUCGCUGCUGACGAGAGCUUCACUCAGAUGGACCUCGGAGAUCGCAUCCUCAAGCUCAACACAGAGGUGCGCGAGGUGGGACCCAUGACCAGGAAGGGCUUCUAUCUGGCAUUCCAGGACAUUGGUGCCUGCAUUGCCUUGGUUUCGGUGAGGGUUUACUAUAAGAAAUGUCCAUUCACGCUGAGGAACCUGGCCUCAUUUCCAGACACGGUGCCUCGUGUGGACUCUUCCUCACUGGUGGAGGUGAGGGGGGCAUGUAUUGACCAUGCUGAAGAAAGAGACACACCCAAAUUGUUCUGUGGGGCUGAUGGUGAUUGGUUGGUUCCCUUGGGAAGAUGUGUCUGCAGCGUUGGGUAUGAGGAGAUCGAUGGCUCAUGUAUCGCGUGCCACCCAGGCUUCUACAAGGCGUAUGCUGGAAACAUCAGGUGUUCAAAGUGCCCACCACAUAGUUUCAGCUAUAGAGAAGGGGCUGCUAUCUGUCGCUGUGAGAAAGGCUUCUUCAGGGCUGAAAAAGAUCCUCCAACUAUGGCUUGCACACGCCCUCCAUCGCCUCCCCGUAACUUAAUGUUUAACAUGAAUGACACCUGUCUGAUGCUGGAGUGGUUGCCUCCCAGCGACACCGGGGGCCGGCGGGACCUCACCUAUAACGUCCAGUGCAAACGCUGCGGCCCAGAGCCCGACCAGUGCCAGCUAUGUGAGGAGGAGCUUCGUUUCCUGCCACGACCGUUAGGCCUGACCAACGCCACCGUCACCGUGGUGGACUUCUCAGCGCACGCCAACUACACAUUUGAGAUUGAGUCACUCAAUGGCGUGUCAGACAUGAGCUCCUUCCCUCGCCAGGUAGCCAUCAUCACUGUCAGCACCGAUCAGGGCGGUCCAUCUGUGGUUGGGGCACUGAAGAAGGACUGGGCCUCUCCCAACAGCAUCGCUCUCUCCUGGCAGCAACCCGAACAGACAUCACUGCCCAUCCUAGACUACGAGAUCAAAUAUUAUGAGAGGGCUCACUCUCUCCCACAGGAACACGAGCAAUUGAGCUACUCAUCCACGCAGACCAAGGCUCCCAGUGUGAUCAUCUCAGGUUUAAAACCAGCAACUUGGUACGUCUUCAGCAUACGCACCCGCACGCCAGCUGGAUACAGUUCCUACUCACCUAAAUACGAAUAUGAAACUACAGGAGACUCAUCAGACAUGGCUUCUGAUCAAGGCCAGGUGUUGGUCAUCGUCACGGCAGCGGUUGGCGGCUUUACCCUCCUCGUCAUCCUGACCCUCUUCCUCCUCAUCACUGGAAGGUGUCAGUGGUACUUUAAGGCCAAGAUGACCUCAGAGGAGAAAAGAAGGACCAGUUAUCAGAAUGGACACGUCCCUUUCCGAGGAAUAAAGACCUAUGUAGACCCUGAUACCUACGAGGACCCCUCUCAGGCUGUCCACGAGUUCACUAAGGAGAUCGACCCAUCCAGGAUCCGCAUCGAGAGGGUGAUCGGAGCCGGUGAGUUUGGUGAGGUGUGCAGCGGCCGCCUAAGAACACCGGGGAAGAAGGAGAUUGCCGUGGCAAUAAAGACACUGAAGGGAGGCUACGUGGAGCGUCAGAGGCAGGACUUCCUGCGUGAGGCAUCGAUUAUGGGCCAGUUUGACCACCCUAACAUCAUCAGGCUGGAGGGUGUGGUCACCAAAAGCAGGCCUGUGAUGAUUGUGGUGGAGUACGUGGAAAAUGGAUCGCUGGACUCAUUUCUGAGGCAACAUGAUGGUCACUUCACUGUCAUCCAGUUGGUUGGCAUGCUGCGUGGCAUUGCCUUGGGGAUGAAGUACCUGUCAGACAUGGGCUACGUUCACAGAGAUCUGGCAGCUCGAAACAUCCUGGUCAACAGCAACCUGGUGUGUAAAGUGUCAGACUUUGGCCUGUCCCGAGUGCUGGAGGACGACCCGGAGGCUGCUUACACCACAACGGGUGGUAAGAUCCCAAUCCGAUGGACAGCACCUGAGGCCAUCUCAUACCGGAAAUUCUCCUCAGCCAGUGAUGCGUGGAGUUACGGCAUUGUCAUGUGGGAAGUGAUGUCAUAUGGGGAGCGGCCAUAUUGGGAGAUGUCCAAUCAGGAUGUGAUUCUGUCCAUUGAAGAGGGCUACCGGCUCCCUUUACCAAUGGGCUGCCCCGUGGCCCUGCACCAACUGAUGCUGCACUGCUGGCAGAAGGAGAGGAGUCGUCGGCCCAAAUUCACAGAUGUUGUUUCCUUCUUGGAUAAACUGAUCCGCAACCCCAGCAGCCUGCUGCCACUGGUAGAGGACAGUCAGAGUCUACCAGAGUCUUCGGGGGAGGAAAUGGACUACCCAAUGUUCAUCUCCGUCGGUGACUGGCUGGACUCCAUCAAGAUGAGUCAGUACAAGAGCAAUUUCAUGGCUGCAGGCUACAACACAUUGGAUUCUGUGGCCGGGAUGAGUAUUGAAGAUGUGAGGCGUAUUGGCGUGGGGCUGAUCGGCCACCAGAGACGGAUCACCAGCAGCUUACAGACCCUUCGCCUUCAGCUACUGCACGAACAGGAGAAGGGUUUCCAUGUUUGAGGACACCCAUCAACGCAACCUGGGAUUGACAGAUAGAUGGACCAGACAGAAGUUAAGUCUAGACCAUAGGACAGACAGUCUACAACCUGUGCCUGAGUCUUACCCCUCAUACAGGAAGUCAUUGGACAGACUACCACAGCAGACUACCCCGUGGUCUCCCUCACACCCAGUAGUAUCAGACUUUUUUCUACUAUACACCCCAUAACCCACUAUACCUGGUUAUGUCAGACUAUUGCAGCCUGAUAGACUUUACAGACUGGCCCAGGCCCUCACUUAGGGGAAUGUAAUGCCUUGUUGCAGCAGCAGUACUUUGUGUGUGGAGCAACAAUAUCUAGAGAUGUAGAUUUGCAAACAUAAUUUACUGAAUCUUUUGACUCUUUUAUCGUUUGUUCUUUUCUCGCUCCGAGUUAUGUGCUCAUGUAGCUGCUAUCAGGUGUGCAAUCAAAAUGUUUUGUCUUUUGAAAAAAAUAUCCUCAGUAUUUUUUCUGUUUAUUUUGGAGUUUAAUAAUCUAUCUUGAAGGUAUUAUUUGCAUUGCUUUAGUUUACCCUCUCUCCAGAGAAUCUUGUACGCUAAUACUUGAAGAAAGAAGCAAGAAGCAAGUUAUGGCGAUUUCUUGAAUGUUUAAAAGUGUAUAGACAAUUAAUCGAUAAUUAUUAUCAUAACCUAAUAUCUAUUUAUGUGCAGUCCUGUAUGUGAAAGCCCUAGUAAAUCUGGAUUUUAUUUAAAAUGUUUUAUUUAUUUAAGAUUUUUAUCCAACUCAGCAAUACAGUAUUAUGCAGUCACCUCAGUAUCUCAGAGAGAGAUGACAAAUUGUGCAAUGAGAGAACUCUUGUUGACAUAAACAUGAGGCUCACACGACACCAUCCACCUGUUUUUUAUUGUCACAUGCUAAGCUUGCAGAACUGGAUCGGUUGCCUUCAGAUGAAUAACCAUACAAGUCUAUUCUGACAGUUUUUAGCGGCCAGUGAACUCACAAUUGUGUGAUCAGCCUGAUUUUUUUGGGAUUGAGAAUGUUAUACAUUGCCUGAAAGUACACAAUCUCCACUGUCUUAACAUAUGAAUGUUCACAGAUCUUAGUUACUGUAUAGAUAGGAGGCGUUUGAAAUUGUCUGGAAACUUAACAUGGACUUCUGUGUUUUUUCAGAAUUUGCUGAAAUCCUUUCAUACACAUCUGUUGUUUCUUUUUGCCUAGAGAACACCAAUACAGGUAGUGUUUUGCACUUCUGGGACGAAGUAAAUCUAAGAUGUCAGAGCAGCAUGAUCCAUCUCAGGUGUGAAGCUACCAGAUGGAUCUCAGAGAGUACAAAUUCUACUCUAGUCUGUGCUUACAUUGUGGUCAUAUAAAAGUUGUGGCUUUUGUGGCAAUUUGGCAAGUCAGUGUACAUAAGUGUAGUCUUAAGUGAAAACAGUUGGGUCUGCAGUAGAUGAUGUCAUGUAUUCAGAUGUUUGCCAUUGAAAUUGUUUCUUUUUUCAUUCUCUAAGUCAGUCGUGAUAGGAAGUUAUGUAGAAUAUGUAACUGGUUAGCUGAGUCGGAAGCAGGAGAAGUUGCUAGCUGAUGGAAACAGGUGAGAGAAGACAGCGUUCUUAGUUUUGUGUGGUCAGGACAGAGUUGUCAGGCAGAGAUUAAAUAACUUUGAGGAAGGAAGAGAGGGAAUGAGCAUUAACAGCAGCAUCCUAACUCAUCAUAUGUCAUUCUGACAUCAACAGUGACAAACACACACUACACACACACACUGACACACACACACUGAAUGCCUUACAGUCUGUUAACCAUGCAAGACAGAAACACUUAAGAGUAGUUCAUAAGUUUCAUUGCAGUCACAGGACCUAGCCAUUAGUUUGAGUUGUAUUCCAUAUUCUAGAGGACAGCCGCCCCUCUACAGCUGUGGUUUUUAAUACAAACUGGGGCACAAUGAUAAUGUAAAAGGCAAACUGGAUCAAGAGAUCUGUGCCUUUCAGUCACAGCACAAUUAUGCAUCCAGGCCUUCAGGAUUAGGAAAGGUGCACGCACACAUAUUUGCACACACACGUUCACAGUCACCACCCCUCUACAGAAUAUGGAGAAUAUCAGAUGCUGUUUGUUUAGCAUGUUCUACUGCUGAGCAAUGUUAGAACGUUCUUUUGUACAAAGUACAAGUAUACUUAUAAUUCUUGUAUUUUAUUUUUCUAUGAUUUCCAAAGAGAUGUUGUAGAUCUUGCACACUGUAAGAAGCGAAUAUUUAUUUGCAAAUAAAGAUGAACAGUUCUGG